Parasteatoda tepidariorum (common house spider) is the source of this 1750-nucleotide messenger RNA. NCBI's taxonomy places the organism in Eukaryota, Metazoa, Arthropoda, Arachnida, Araneae, Theridiidae. The record is from RefSeq and is a predicted model, not a curated record.
AUUUGUCAAAGAGAGUGAUCAGAACCGAGUAGUUCGCUCUCAUUGGUCUGUUUUUCUCACCAUACAUUUUCCAUUUCUUAUGCCCCACAUUUCUUAGAGUCACUUGCCAAAGAAUUUGUUGAAUAUUGUGUGGACUAAUAAUUGAAGCUCUCCAAAGUGGUUCUUCAAAAAGUAGUUUGUGAUGGUUGAACGGAUAAGUUAUUCUUUCCGAUGGGAAAUUAAAAAUUUUUCUUCUUGCUGUUAUGAAAGCAGGGACGGAGAGCAUCUCAAGAGUCCAGUUUUUACUCCUAUAAAUUUUGGCGGAAGCAAAUGGUACUUAAGCAUUACACCUCCAUUUAAAACAAUAGAUAAUGAUAUUGUUUUAUGUUAUUUGCACAGAAAUGACAUCGAUGCGGGUGAUGAGGAAGUAUCAAUUUCUUUCAUAUUUCAAUUGAUUGGUGAAAGUGGCAAUAUAAUAGAAACUUAUGAUAGUAGUCGUUUCGCAAAAAUAUGUACAGGAAAGAGCUUGACAGUAUUUAAAAGAAAGAGCUUUCUAUGGUGGCGUUUUCAUUGUGGGAAGAUAGCUAAAGACAGUUUGACCUGGAACAAGGACAUCUUAACCAUCCAGUGCCAGAUGUACACCAUGCAGGAACGACCAAACUGUGUAGCCCGAACUAAAAUAGAAGUGGAUAGGGCCAGUUUUAUUUGGCAAAUAACCUUACCCGAAAGCAAGUCUUUUUUAAUGGAUCGAAUAUUUUCUUUGUCAGAAACAUCAAUGUACGAAAUAUCUGCGGCUGAUGCUCCAAAUGACUUUAUAGGAUUAAGAGUACGUAAAUUAAAAGAUGACUCAUCCUCACCUAAACUUUUAAACGGCAAAAUAUCAUUUCUAAACCAUGAAGGAGAAAAGAUUUUAUGGCUAAAUGUCCAAUAUUUGUUCCCUUCUACUGACAAAAAUGACGUAUGGGUGCUUCCUUCUUUUAUCGCCAAAAAAACGAUAAUAAAUGAUAAAAAUAACCACAUGAACGGUGUUACUUUUACUUUGUUUUGCGAGUUUUCCGAACCCAAUGGUAGGGUAUUAUCUGAUAUCGUCAGCACAAACGAUCCUAAUUCAAUGAAGUUGAGUAAUGUUCUAACUAUGAGAGACGAUCUUAGAAAAAUGUUUGCAGACCUGGAACAUUCUGAUGUGGAGCUAAGAGCUGAUAACAUGAGUUUACCUGCGCAUAAAUUUCUUCUCUCAGCUCGAUCACCAGUGUUUCGCGCCAUGUUCCACCACCAGGACAUGCUCGAAAAUCAAUCUAAUGUCGUGGAAAUCUCAGACGUUGAUCCCAAGACAUUGAAAUCUUUCUUGGAAUUCUUGUAUACAGGAUCAGUGGAUAUUAUUGAUGACGAAAGUACUUUAGAAUUGCUGAUAAUUGCCGAUAAGUAUCAAGUUCUUUCUUUAAUAGAUACAUGUUAUAAGUUUGCUCUAUCAGCUCUGUCUUUGGAAAAUGCAUGCAAAAUCCUGUAUUUAUCUGAUCUAUUGAAUCUCAAGCUUCUCAAAGACAAUGCAGUUGAUUUCGUAGUAAAACAUUUCAAUGAAAUCUUUAAAUCCUGUGAAUGGUCUGAAUAUAUUGAGAAGAAUCCAUCCCUUUUAUUAGAAAUGUUUUCACAUCCAAUGAAGGAUUUAAAAAUUGUUUCAAAGAAAAUAUAAAGUAAAUUGAACUUUGUGUAUUUAUCGAAAUAAUAAUGAAUAUAUCCUUGUAUCAGUUGCAUAAAUUGUUAAUUCCAUUUA